Bursaphelenchus xylophilus (pine wood nematode) is the source of this 1210-nucleotide messenger RNA. The record is from the annotation of a GenBank genome assembly. NCBI's taxonomy places the organism in Eukaryota, Metazoa, Nematoda, Chromadorea, Rhabditida, Aphelenchoididae.
AUGGAUUCAGCUUGUCUUCAGUUCUUGGUAGGGGUAGUAUCUGAUUUCUUUAUUCUUUUUUGUGCUUUUAGGCCGCAGCAAGGUUUUCUGCUUUGGAGGUUACCGUCAAUGCAAUAAGUAUGCCCUUUCAGAGUCCCACAGGUAUGUCUUUAUUAUUUAUUGCAUUAAGAUUACAUAAUGUUACAUAAUGUGGCAGUUUUUGAAGUUUAGGGACACUUCCUGGGUACAUAAGUCCAGAAGGCGAGCAAAUUGUUGACUUCGAAAAAUUUGUGAUACAUCUACGGAAACAGCACGAUGGGAUUCAAUUAGAUUCUGAGCUUACAGAUGAGCAAAAAACCCAAUUCAACACAUACGAAGCCUUGUUGAAUAGCCAUCUGAUUCCAGCAUUGGUAUGCCGUUGUUUUCUGCUAUGAUUCUUAGAAUUUUUCAGGAAGAUGUCUUUUUUAUGGAUGAAUUCAAUUAUUCUGCGUUUAUGGUCAAUUGGUAUUCAAAUUACGUCACUUUCCCCAUGAACAUCUACUAUCUCAACAAGCGAAAGAAUUGCGCAAGAAAAAGGGUCAAACUGACAAAUCGGACGUCCACAGAGCUGCUAAAUCGAGGGAUCAAUGUAAGGGAGCGUUAUCUUCACGAAGAACAUCGUUUUAGACAACGUAUCUAAAAUUUUAUCUCUUUGUUACCUAAAAUAAUGUUAACUUUUCCAAUUUUAGGUGCUUAACAUGCUGUCAGCAAAACGAGGGGAGUCCAAAUACUUUUUUGGCUCGAAACCUUGUUCAUUCGAUGCCAUGAUCUUUGGAUAUAUCGCUCCGUUACUCAAAAUUCCACUUGCCAAUAACAAAUUACAACUUCAUCUUUCAUCUCUUCCAAACCUCACUUUAUUCAUCGAGAGCGUCAUCAAUAUAUACCUUCCUUUGUCCAUUGAUGAGGUUUGUCAUCGAAUUUAAUAUAUUUUUAGAUUAUUUAGGUCUCAUAUCAAGUCCAACAACAUACCAAGUGGAUGGCUUAUGCGGACAAGGGGAGAAGACGGUUGCAGUAUCAGAAGGCAGCACAGCAAUUGGAGAAGAUUGAGAGAGAAAAGGCGGAGAAAUCGGCGAACAACAAGGUGAUUGUGUUCUCGAUGUUAUCUUUGAUGGCUUCGGUUCUGUUUGCUCUUCAUACUGGGAUUGUUCAAGUCCAAAGUGAGCAUAAACAUUAUUUGAAGAGGAAAAGAUAG